Messenger RNA from Penicillium daleae, 1425 nucleotides. Its product is annotated as mitochondrial 37S ribosomal protein bS1m. NCBI's taxonomy places the organism in Eukaryota, Fungi, Ascomycota, Eurotiomycetes, Eurotiales, Aspergillaceae. Bases 1 to 1425 code for a protein of 474 amino acids. Gene Ontology annotation, molecular function: structural constituent of ribosome. Gene Ontology annotation, biological process: mitochondrial translational initiation. Gene Ontology annotation, cellular component: mitochondrial small ribosomal subunit. The record is from RefSeq and is a predicted model, not a curated record. The transcript has a single exon.
AUGGCGACCGCCAGGCUAUCGCCGACGGCGAAUCUUCUGCGGAAGUCGCGGCUAUUUGCACUUCCUCAAGCUCUGCAACCUUCUCAAGAACCCCCAUCGUCCAAGGCAGUUUUUGAGUCGGAAACCGCAACACUCCCUCACCCUAUCCGGGCUUCGAUCGUUACACCCCAAAAGUCGCUUGCUCGAGGCGAUUGGGGUCUGAAGCGAUCUCUCCCGGCAAAAUCGACAUCAGAGAAAUCAUCCAGACCCGUCGUUCGUCUCCAUGCCCUCGAUACCUACGAACAUGUCACCGACUUCGAGUCCGCAGCCGAUCACACGAUGACCCUCGAGAAGUUCCAGGAGCUGCACAUGCCCAUGUCCUUGCCUGCCAAGGUCAAUUACGCGACUAGCAUCGUUCCCAGACACCAGAGCCCGUUCGAGACGCAUGUUGAUAAUACAGAGACCAGCAAGGGUCUCGGAGAGCCCGGAGCCAAGCAAUACCGACACUCCGGCCCGUGGCUUGCUGGCAUGACCGAGGCGGAGUUCGCUGCGUACUUGAGCCAGGUUACCAGCAAGAAGCCUGAGUUGCUGCAGAAAUUGCGUGAGCGAUUCGUGGCCAAACGUACCGCGGAGGCCCGGAAGCAAGCACAAGACAACGGAGAAGAUUUGGAGACCCUCCAGCCGCCGAAGGUGACGGACGAGGAGUUCCAGACAUACAUCAAGACCCUGCGUACCGAUCCAUUUGCCCUGGGCCCUGUCAUAUUCGAGUUGCUUGACCUUCCAUCAUCCCCUGCCGUACCCAGCGAACGCAUUGGACGCAAGUACUACCAGUCCCCCGGAACCAAGCUUUCCGCGCCUGAAUAUGCCGUGGCUGGCCCUCCCAAGACACACCCGUCCGCCGGUCUAUCAUACACUCGCUCACACGCCUUGACAUAUAACCACCCGCAAUACGGUCCCCAAGCGUACCAACGUCCUGUGGAGGCCCGUAUUCUGCGCCCGAAGGGUAGAUUCCGCGGACGUAUGUCCCGGGCUAUCGCGGGUAUUGGUGGUAUUGCCGUUGAAGACCUAAAUGCGAUGACCUUUAUGGACCAAGGUUCUCCCCCUGGCCUGACCUUCUUCGAUGCUACCAUCCCUGGCGGUGCCAAGUACUGGGUGACGCCGAUUCGCGCAGCUGUCGAUUCCGAGGGCAGAAUCGGACUUUCUUCUUACCGUGCGGGCGCCUCCUCCAAAGCACCUUACGGCAUUGAAGACUACAAGAAGCCGGGGUCUGCCAGCAUCACCGACGCUGCCCACCGCCAUGCUAACAUGGUGCCCCGACUGGACCGACCCCGAUACCAGCUGCGGCCGCAGGCCAGCAGACAGCCCAUGAAGGGGACCGAGGAUAUUGCUCGCCUUCUCAUGAAUGAUCUGAAGGCUGGUGCGAGGAACAAAGACGAGAGUGCGUAA